ACACAGCGCUCUGACUCACUUGCAUACCGCCUGUUGACGGCCCUACGCGUCAAGUCAGUAUAAUUGAAUCACUUUUGUUAUUUGGUCACAAGCACCAUGGAAAAAAUUGUUUACUCUUUCAUUGGUUAAAUCCUACUCACUGGUUUACAGUCGUCGAUUACUAGCAUUUUCAAAGGCUUGGCAGCGUUGCUAACUCAAUUCCCCGGGAAGUUCAAAUAAAUUGCAGCUUCCCACGCAUAGAUGGAAAAGAGUCAAAGAAAAGAUCCCUGGAUAUUUACACGGAUAUUGACGUGUAGCUUCCUCGUUCAAUGACGUAUCUGAUCACGUACAACCUGAAAACCUAACCUGUUUUGGUUUAAAAUUUUUGUUAUGGAGAAAAAGGAAAUCUUUAUAAAGCAAUUUUGUGUGAUGAAAUGAUAUUUUUAUCUUCUAAGGACGUUAGGAGAAUAUUGUUCGUUACAGCUGUGAUUUACAUAUCUAUUCAAGUUUAUUUUCAUUGUGAAAUAAUUCCGCAAAUACAGAGUCCUGCAGCACAUGUGCUACUCUGGUGGACACCAUUUCUGCCAGAUGAUAACCAUAUAAUUAAAUGUGGGGAGGAAAAUUACCAAUGCAUAUUAACUAACAAUCGAGACAAUAUUAAAAAUGUAAAUUUAGGUGCAAUUCUGUUUUAUGGGAGUCGAAUAGAAAACUAUGAUUUUCCACUGCCAAGAAACUACAAUAUACCAUGGGCUAUAUUUCAUGAGGAGUCGCCGAAAAAUUACGCACCAUAUCUGUAUAGGAAUAUUCAAAGAGUAUUCAAUUUGAGUUCAACAUUUAGUCGGAAUUCCACUUUUCCAGUUCCACUGCAAUAUUUGAAUCAUAUUCACUUACUAACAGGUAUUUUUCCCCUAAAGACAGCAUUUAAGUUCAAUGGUCCGAUCUCAUUGGGGUGCCAUGGCAUUGUAGACCAUCGUCGCCAAAUAUUGUAUUGAACAGGCAUAUAGUAAGUAGUAAAGACCAGGGCUCUAAAAAAUUUGGGGAAUCCUAUACGUGUAACUAGAGUAAUGGAAUGAUUCUGUAUUUUCCAGGUAUUUUUGGAAAAUGCCAAUGUUAGGCCUAUAUCAACCUUGAACAAGCAGAAUGAUGGUGACCUUGGAUGGGACCUUGAGCCACACAUUCAACUUUAUUUCAAGGUCAACUUUUGUUCUUUAAAUGGAAAGCUCUCUUUUUGUUACCAGUAGUAAAAAGAACGGAAACCCCAACGUCCAAAUAUGUGAUAGAAAUUAUAAUACGAUCACCUCCAAAUAUCAACUGAAGGCCAAAUAUGUGAGGCUAGCCAAAAUUUAAAUAAAAAUCAUACGAUGAAUCACAUAUCUAAAAAAGUGCAAACAGCCCUAGAGUACCAAUUUUACAUUUAAAAAAAAAACAGUAUUUUGAUGCAUACUACGUUUAGACGUUUCAUGUGCUAUAACAGAGUUCCUUCAUCUAUGUACGAGACCAACUUGACUUUUUUGCCGUUUCAAUUAAGGAAAUACAUCAACUUGCAUGAAGAUCAGUAUAGCUUUAGAGGAGUCAUCAAACCAUCGACAUAUCAGGUAGCUCUCAUUCGUUUCAGCAGGAUAGUUUGACUACAGUUACUAGAGAUUUCGCCAUAGCGUCUCAAUGAGGUGGAAUGUUAGAAAUAUCUCUGAUUCUUGGCAUACUGAUUGAUUCUUUCUUGCCCAUUAGAACUUCAAUUUUAGAUUUAAGAUACUAUGUACCUGUUGAAUAUAAACAUAAUGUAGCUGAAAUCUCACCAGUACUCUAUAUUCAAUCAGACUGUGACACACCAAUCGACAGAGAUAGAAUAGUGACAGAACUGAGCAAAUAUGUCAGAAUAGAUAGUUAUGGAGCAUGUCUUAAAAAUAAACCAUUACCUCCAAGGUAAUUAAUGUAUUGCUAUAUCUUUCACACAAUUUUGAGAAAACGAAUAUUUUAAGAUCACGCAUAGAAAAGGCAGAAGUCAUGAACGAUGUUGAAUGCUAUAUAUCAUGUAAUUAAGACCAUCGACACCACUCACAAAUGCUGAGUUUUUUUGUCUCUUGGAGAUAAAUAAAUAUGCCUACAAGAAUGCACUUGGAAAAUUAUAAGAAUUGCUCCAUAACUUCAGUAAAAAAAAUCUUUCUUUUGCAGUCUGCGACACAUCGACCCAUUAGACUUGUAUAACGAUGAAUACAUGAUAUUUAUUUCACA
Molecule: messenger RNA, 2211 nt
Organism: Acanthoscelides obtectus
Lineage: Eukaryota; Metazoa; Arthropoda; Insecta; Coleoptera; Chrysomelidae
Source: the annotation of a GenBank genome assembly